Molecule: messenger RNA, 1882 nt
Organism: Cydia amplana
Lineage: Eukaryota; Metazoa; Arthropoda; Insecta; Lepidoptera; Tortricidae
Product: calmodulin-A-like
Exons: 9
Coding region: 399-1181 (260 amino acids)
Cellular component (GO): myosin II complex
Molecular function (GO): calcium ion binding; enzyme regulator activity
Source: RefSeq, a predicted model, not a curated record
CUACAAGCAACGUGUGAAAGAGAGAUCACUAUAAGAUCCUUCAAAAGUGCAAAUUCAUGACCACUCUGAUUUGAAACUUAUCAUGACUUGUUUAGGUUGGUUUUCGCAUGUGCAAGUCGGGAGUGAUUACGUUUUGGUUGUGAGUAACCGUUAUGUCCUUUUCACCCUGUUCCGCGACGGGGUUGAUAAUCAGUCGUGCUGAAACCGUCCGCUGCGUCGCUCGCUCCUAACUCUACAUAUAAAAUAAAUAUAUUUUAAUAACAACCACAAAUUUGAACAGCGAAAUAGAUUUUAUAUCUUUGCUAAAUAGUGAGAUUUAUAUAUUUUAGUGCAGUGUAUAAAAGAGAUAUUUAUAGUGUUUAACUUUUUAAAGUUGAAGUUAAUCAAGAAAAAUAAACAUGAAGACUUCAUCGUUUUCCCUGCGUGUGAUGAGAAGGGCUCGGAGCGCUAGCACCAGUAGCUUUAGGAGUGUAAGUCAGGCGCGGAACAAACCCGCAGACGGCGGUGGGCACGUCAACCAGAAGAACGCGGCGGGCCAGAAAGCAACGCCGACGAGUCAAAAAGGUGGUCCCAAAACACCCGUAAAGCCGUCAGCGCAGAAAGGAGCAGCGAAGACCGCGCCGCCGAAACAGGCCGCGGCCGCCGCUGCCGCUGUCAAAACUCCUCAGGGGAAGAAGAAGAAGGGACACAAGCACCAGCAGUAUGAGCUCAUUGUUACUAUUAAUCUGUCCGAGUAUGGCCUUACAGAGGAGCAGGUGGCAGAGUUCAAAGAAGCCUUUAUGCUGUUCGACAAAGACGAAGAUGGCACGAUCACGAUGGCGGAGCUGGGUGUCGUCAUGCGCUCGCUGGGGCAGAGACCUUCAGAGACUGAGCUUCGAGACAUGGUGAAAGAAGUGGACCAAGACGGCAACGGCACCAUCGAAUUUAACGAGUUUUUGCAGAUGAUGUCCAAAAAGAUGCGCGGCGCAGACGGCGAGGACGAGCUUAGAGAGGCUUUCAGGGUAUUCGACAAAAACAACGACGGUCUAAUUUCCUCGGUGGAGUUGCGCCACGUGAUGACCAACCUCGGCGAGCGGCUCAGCGAAGAGGAGGUGGACGACAUGAUCCGCGAGGCUGACCUCGAUGGGGACGGCAUGGUCAACUACGAUGAGUUCGUGACAAUAUUGACGUCGAAAAACUAGUAUGCAGAGCAAACGCCGACGAGAGAACCUCCCCCUCGAGCACCGGCUCCCCGUAAGGACAACAACGUCAGCACCCCCCCUUACGGGGACGUCUACAAACACGGUGGGAAAGAAACUCUUAUAUAAACGGGACGGCAUUAAACGAACAGUGACAAUUCAUUAACCAGUGUUAACGUUAACGAUAAUUAUCCGUUAUUUUAGAUCGCGCUUGGUGGCAGUGUAUACGUACUUAAUGUUUAGAUGUGUGUCAAGUUUGCUACAAAUUGGGAGGAAAAAAUAUGAAACUUUUUCUCCUAAUUUUAAUGCAGGAAGCUAGAAUUGUGAAUUGAAUUAAACGCCGUUACAAGUUAGUUGAUUUGAAAUAGAGAAUUUUAGAUUGUUAGUUAAAUAAAUGUUUUAAAGACUGCUAGUGUAGUCGAAAUCAUUUGAUAUUUAACGUUAAAAUUCAUUUAAUAAUACAGUUUGUUUUUAGUUAUUUUAGUAACAAAAACAAGUCUGAUAUUAAAUUAAUAAACAUACUUAACUAACUUGUAACAGCUAAAGCAUACUAAUCGAUAUAAAUAACCUAAUCUUAAAGAAUAGAUAAUAAAAACAACUAAAGUUACCUUAACAGCCAGUGUAAAUUACAUCAUAGAUAUAAUAAAGAGCAUUGUCAUAGAUUCACUAGGUAGAGAUAAAAUUAAAAUAGCUGUUAACAGAAA